UCUCUCUUUGGCUCAACCCUAGGGGGAACCUUCAAGUCCGGUUUAACAAACCAAAAGUGCCCUUCGCUUCGCUCACUCCCUUCUCUCUCUCUCUCUCUCUCUCUCUCUCUCUCUCUCUCUCUAUCUCUGCGCCGCCGCGCUAUCUCCGAAUCUCGCUAACCCUAACCAACCACGCUUCAUCCCUCCCUCUCUCUCUCUCUCCGACCUAAGAUAUAAAUGGGGCGGAAGAAGCCUAGUGCUCGUGGCGGAGACGAUGAACCAACUGCUUCGUCUCUCGUCGUCGGUGGUGGUGGUGGUGGUAAAUCCAAGAAGAAAGGUGUUCAGAUCGAUGACGAUGAGUACUCCAUAGGUACGGAGCUCUCUGAGGAUCCGCCUAAAGGAGGAGGCGAGGAAGAGAAGGUUGUUGUAAUCACCGGGAAGAAGAAGAAGAGUAAGAAAGGUGAUAAGAAAGGUGCCGUUCUGGAUGAUGAAGAAGGAGAUGAUGUUGUUGUUCCGGAGAUUGCUUUUGAAGGGAAGAAGAAGAAGUCUAAGUCUAAGAAAGGUAGUGGUGGAUCCGUUAGCUUUGCUUUGUUAGAUGAUGAUGAUGGUGAUGGUGGAGAUGAUAAGGAUGGUGAUGAUGAAGUGGAGGAGGAUGAGCCUAAGAAGGGUGGUAAGUCUUUUGCGGCUUCAGCUUUUGAUGCACUUGGUGGUGAUGGGGAUGAGGAGGAGGAGGAAGAGGUGAAGCCAAUCACCUUCUCUGGUAAGAAGAAGUCUUCUAAGUCAUCUUCCAAGAAGAGUGGUAAUUCAUUUGCGGCUGCUUUACUUGAUGAUGAAGAUGAGGAGGAGGAAGAGGUGAAUCCAAUCACUUUCUCUGGUAAGAAGAAGUCUUCCAAGAAGAGUGGGAAUUCGUUUGCGGCUGCUUUGCUUGAUGAUGAUGAGGAGGAGAGUAAUGUGGUUGAAGAGGAAGAGAGGCCUGAGAUUAUGUUUACGGGGAAGAAGAAGUCGUCUAAGAAGAAGGGGAGUAGUGUUUUGGCGUCGUUAGGUGGUGAUGAUGAUGACUCAGUUGCUGAGGAAAUGAGUAAGGAUAAAGCUUCUGAUGCUAAGAGUGUUGUAGAGGUUGUAGAACCUGCGAAGAGUAAGAAAAAGAAGAAGAAUAAUAAGAGUGGAAGGACAGUACAGGAAGAGGAUGAUUUGGACAAGCUUCUUGCAGAGCUUGGAGAAGGCCCUGUUGCUGGAAAGCCUUCUGAAGAAGAGAAAGUUCAAGCUCAGCCUCAGCCUGUUGCAGCAGCUGUAGAGAAUGAUGGUGAGAAGGAAGGAGAAGAAGAGAGUGCUGCAGCGAAGAAAAGGAAGAAGAAGAAGGAGAAAGAGAAGGAAAAGAAAGCUGCAGCUGCCGGAACCUCUACUGUGGAGGCUAAGGAGGAAAAACAAGAAGAAUCAGUACCUGAGCCACUGCAGGGGAAGAAGAAGGAUGCAAAGGGUAAAGCAGCUGAGAAGAAAAUUCCUAAACAUGUUAGAGAGAUGCAAGAGGCUCUUGCACGGCGGCAGGAAGCCGAAGAGAGAAAGAAGAAGGAAGAGGAAGAAAAACUGAGAAAGGAGGAAGAGGAGCGCCUUAGGCAGGAAGAGCUUGAGAGGCAAGCUGAGGAGGCUAAGCGCAAGAAGAAGGAAAAGGAAAAGGAGAAACUGUUGAGGAAGAAGCUAGAAGGCAAGCUUCUCACAGCAAAGCAAAAGGCUGAAGCUCAGAAGAGGGAGGCUUUUAAGAACCAGUUGCUUGCUAGUGGUGGAGGUCUCCCACUUGCAGAUGAGGGUGAGCCUGCCACAAAGCGUCCCGUUUAUGCCAACAAGAAAAAAUCAUCUCGCCAAAAGGGCAAUGACUCUGCCUCUGUUCAGGUGGAAGAGGAGGUAGACCCAAAAGAGAAUCAUGCAGAUGAGCCAGAUACUUUAGGCGAAGUGGGUUCAGCAGAAAUAGUGGAGUCAGCAGACACUGAUGAGAAACCUGGUGCUGCUGAUGUAGCUGCAGAGAAUGGGGCUGAGGAAGAUGAUGAAGAUGAUGAAUGGGAUGCAAAAAGCUGGGGGGAUGAUGUUGAUCUUAAGUUCAAAGGUGAUUUCGAUGAUGAAGAUGACAAAGCUCAGCCUGUAGUUAAGAAAGAAAUAAAUGACGAUGUAGCAAAGACACAUGAUUCAGGCCCUGAAGCGGAGAAACCAAAAGCUAAACCAGCAGGUACGGAGAACCGAACAGCACCUGCCAUUAAAACUUUGCCUAAAGUGGAAGAUGAUGCACGUCCAAAACGUGCUACCCGGGCCAAAGAUGCAUCUAAGAAAGGCAAAGGCUUAGCUUCCAGUGAACCCAAAGAGGGUGAAGAAAAUCUCCGCUCUCCCAUUUGCUGCAUCAUGGGCCACGUCGAUACUGGUAAAACGAAGCUGUUGGAUUGCAUCAGAGGAACAAAUGUACAGGAAGGCGAGGCUGGAGGUAUAACUCAGCAGAUUGGUGCAACAUAUUUCCCUGCUGAAAACAUCAGAGAGAGAACUAGGGAACUAAAAGCCGAUGCAAAACUUAAGGUGCCAGGUCUACUGGUUAUUGAUACACCUGGCCACGAGUCCUUCACGAAUCUGCGGUCAAGGGGUUCAGGUUUGUGUGACCUUGCAAUUUUGGUGGUUGACAUAAUGCAUGGGUUGGAGCCACAAACCAUCGAAUCUCUAAAUCUAUUGAGAAUGAGGGACACCGAGUUCAUUGUUGCCUUGAAUAAGGUGGAUAGGCUAUAUGGAUGGAAAACAUGCAAGAAUGCUCCUAUUGUGAAGGCAAUGAAGCAGCAAACUAAAGAUGUUGUAAAUGAAUUCAACAUGAGGCUCACUGGGAUUAUAACCCAGUUCAAGGAGCAAGGUCUCAACACUGAGCUUUACUACAAGAACAAAGAAAUGGGAGAAACUUACAGUAUUGUUCCUACCAGUGCUAUUACUGGGGAAGGGAUCCCAGAUCUUCUGCUGUUGUUGGUUAACUGGGCUCAGAAAACAAUGGUUGAGAAGCUUACAUAUGUUGACGAAGUGCAGUGUACUGUCCUGGAGGUCAAAGUUAUCGAAGGCCAUGGUACAACGAUUGAUGUUGUAUUGGUAAACGGUGUACUUCAUGAAGGUGAUCAGAUCGUCGUAUGUGGGUUACAGGGACCUAUAGACACAACGAUCAGAGCGUUACUGACUCCUCAUCCAAUGAAGGAGCUACGGGUGAAGGGUACUUAUGUGCAUCACAAAGAAAUAAAGGCAGCACAGGGUAUUAAAAUCACUGCCCAGGGCCUUGAACACGCCAUUGCUGGCACUGCUCUGCACGUGAUUGGACCCGAUGAUGACAUCGAAGCAAUCAAGGAGCAGGCAAUGGAAGACAUGGAGUCAGUUUUGAGCAGGAUCGACAAAAGUGGCGAAGGAGUUUACGUACAAGCGUCUACGCUAGGGUCACUUGAAGCCUUGCUCGAGUUCUUGAAGUCCCCAGCUGUAAAGAUACCCGUCAGCGGUAUCGGAAUAGGGCCCGUGCACAAGAAGGACAUCAUGAAGGCGGGAGUGAUGCUCGAGAGGAAGAAGGAAUACGCCACGAUCUUGGCUUUCGACGUGAAAGUGACCACGGACGCUCGCGAGCUCGCUGACGAGAUGGGAGUAAAGAUCUUCUGCGCUGAUAUUAUCUACCAUUUGUUCGACCAGUUCAAGGCGUAUAUCGAGAGUAUCAAAGAGGAGAAGAAGAAGGAAUCAGCCGAUGAAGCAGUCUUCCCAUGUGUCCUUAGGAUUUUACCCAACUGUGUGUUCAAUAAGAGAGACCCAAUUGUCCUCGGAGUUGACGUCGUCGAGGGUGUACUUAAGAUUGGAACUCCCAUCUGCGUCCCGAGCAGAGAGUUCAUCGAUAUUGGCCGCAUUGCCUCUAUUGAGAACAACCACAAGCCUGUUGACUAUGCAAAGAAAGGCACCCAGGUGGCUAUUAAGAUUAUUGCUUCAAACCCUGAAGAGCAGAAGAUGUUUGGGAGGCAUUUUGACAUGGAAGAUGAGCUUGUGAGUCACAUUUCGAGAAAGUCUAUCGACAUACUCAAAACUAACUACAGGGAUGAGUUAAACAUGGAUGAGUGGAAGCUAGUUGUAAAACUGAAGAACAUCUUCAAGAUACAGUAGAGAUUUCCCCCCCACACAACAUUGGGAGUUUUGGAUGAUGUGUCUGCGUCGAUGCAGAAUGAACUGAUUCAUCUUCAUGCAUCUAACCAAAGCAAGUCACGAAGAGAGACGAAAGAGUUUUUUUUUUAUGUUAUCUUUCUCCCUGGAGAGUGCUGAAUAAUUGAACCUUGUGGGCACAAACUUGCAGGGAAACAAGAUAUUGAGUUUUGAGAUAUACAAAAUAUCGUUAUAUGCCCU
This is a messenger RNA of Raphanus sativus (radish), 4359 nucleotides long. Its product is annotated as eukaryotic translation initiation factor 5B. The transcript is spliced from 13 exons. NCBI's taxonomy places the organism in Eukaryota, Viridiplantae, Streptophyta, Magnoliopsida, Brassicales, Brassicaceae. Bases 217 to 4122 code for a protein of 1301 amino acids. Gene Ontology annotation, molecular function: translation initiation factor activity; GTPase activity; GTP binding. The record is from RefSeq and is a predicted model, not a curated record.